This is a messenger RNA of Babesia bovis T2Bo, 3038 nucleotides long. Its product is annotated as Clp amino terminal domain containing protein. Gene Ontology annotation, biological process: cellular response to heat. The transcript is spliced from 2 exons. Bases 6 to 3023 code for a protein of 1005 amino acids. Gene Ontology annotation, molecular function: ATP binding; ATP hydrolysis activity. NCBI's taxonomy places the organism in Eukaryota, Apicomplexa, Aconoidasida, Piroplasmida, Babesiidae. The record is from RefSeq and is a predicted model, not a curated record. Gene Ontology annotation, cellular component: cytoplasm.
GCGUAAUGGGAACAACUUUUACAACGUUUGCCACGGUAAUCAAUGUAGCCAUUAUCUUCACAUACAAAAAAUGCUCAACUGACGUAGAUGCGUUUAGAUUACACCCUUUGAUUGAAAAAUAUCACAAUAUAGACAACAGACAGGGUAACAAGUUUCAUCGGCAAAGAUGUUACGCUUCUGGAGAAUCAACUGGCAACGAAUUGCCGGAAGAUCAGCAAAUAUCUCUUAAUUUUAACAAUUUCAGUGAUGACGCUGUUAAAGUGCUGAUGUUGUCACAAGAAGAAGCAAAAAGAGGAGCUGUUAAACAAAUCGAAAUAAAACAUAUUCUCCUAGGACUGGUGGCUGUACAAAGAGGUAUAGCCAGCAAUGUCCUGAGCCAUUUUGGUGUAACAUCCAAGAAACUCAGGGAUGUAAUAGACAAUCUGGAAGAUAAUACAAUACCCCCUGAUGAUAAAAAUGAAGAUUAUAAUUUGAUAUUUUCACAAGAAUCUAAAAAUGCGCUGCAGUUGUCAUCUAUAGAAGCUGAGAGCAUGGGCAAUAAAACACUAGAAACUGAACACAUUCUAUUAGGAAUGCUAGGAACUCAUAGUUAUACGUUUAGACAAAUACUUGAUGCGCUAACGGUAAACAUAGAUGCUAUGAGAAAUUUAACACUUAAAUACAUAGCCGAAGAAAAGGAAAAGCCAGCUGAAGAAAUGCCAACGGAUACAUGGAAACAAGCACUGAGUCAAUACACAUAUAUACCGACUCCGGGACGAUCUGAAGAUAUCUUGAGAGAUACAUAUCAAGUAUCUCCUCUAAAUGCAUUUACUAUUGAUAUUACACGAAAAGCAGAAGAAGGUAAAUUACAGAAAGUACUUUGUAGAGAUUCUGAAAUUGAUCGAUCUAUUCGCACGCUAUGUAGAAAAUACAAAAGAAAUCCUAUACUCAUCGGAGAACCUGGUGUAGGCAAAACAGCAGUAGUAGAAGGCAUAGCAAUGCAAUUACGUGAAGGGCACGUCCUGGAAAAAAUGCUGAAUAAACGUUUAAGGCAACUUGAUGUUGGUCUUUUAGUUGCAGGAGCUAGAUUUCGAGGACAAUUCGAAGAAAGGUUAACAAGGUUAAUAGAGGAAAUCAAGAAUGCAAAAAACAUCAUCCUUGUUAUCGAUGAAGCACAUAUGUUAGUAGGAGCUGGAGCAGGAGAGGGAGCACUAGAUGCCGCAAACCUGCUUAAACCCACACUGGCGAGAGGAGAAAUACAGUGCAUAGCAAUCACAACCCCCAAGGAGUAUCAAAAGCAUUUUGAAAAAGAUGCUGCAUUGUGUCGUAGAUUCCAACCCAUACACGUUAAAGAACCAAGCGAUAAAGAUACACAAAUUAUUUUAAACGCAACUGCAGAAGCAUGUGGCAGGUUCCACAAUGUGAAAUAUAACAUGGACGCCGUGGCAGCGGCUCUAAAGUACUCUAAGCAGUUUAUACCUGAAAGAUAUCUACCGGAUAAAGCCAUAGAUAUACUAGAUGAAGCAGGAUCGUUAGCAAAAAUCAGGUUCUAUGAACAACUAAAGGUAGAGUGGAAACAUGCGGUUAAUCCAUUAAAAGAGCGUGGUGUAUACGAUGUCCUAACAAGUAACUUCGCUAAAAAUGCCAAUAAUGAAGCUAUAGAAUCCGAUGUUCAUUCAUCUAAGGUUAGCACGCAACAUUCUGAAGCUAACAUUGGAGUUGACUCUGUUACAGAUGUAGCUAAAAUGCCAUCACAGACGUACAAAGGAUAUCAUAUAGAUGGAUCCAUUAAUUUCCCCGCCACUGAUAUGAUCAGUGAAGAAAAUUAUGAUACGGAAUAUACAUCAAACGCUUCAUGGGAUUCAGAUAGUACAGAGACACUGUGUGAAGUUAAUACAGAGCAUGUAGCAGAGGUAGUAUCCAAUUGGACGGGAGUACCCCUGAAGAAACUAACACAAGGUGAAAUUGAAGCUAUAAGAAAUCUUGAGCAAGAGCUUCAUAAGUCAGUUGUUGGUCAUGAAGAAGCUGUGAAGAAUAUAGCAAAGGCGAUAAGGAGAGCAAAAACUAAUAUUAAAAAUCCAGAAAGACCGAUCGGUAGCUUCCUAUUUUGUGGACCCCCUGGUGUAGGGAAGUCUGAAAUUGCUAAGACUUUGACUAAAUUGAUGUUUACGGAAGAUAAUCUCAUCAAACUCGAUAUGUCUGAGUAUAAUGAGCCUCAUAGCAUUAGCAGGAUACUAGGAAGUCCACCCGGAUAUAAAGGACAUGAUUCUGGAGGCCAGCUUACAGAGAAGCUGCGCAAAAACCCAUACUCAGUUGUAAUGUUCGAUGAAAUUGAAAAGGCACAUAGAAAUGUCCUGAAUAUACUGUUACAAAUACUCGAAGAUGGAAAACUCACUGACUCAAAGAACCAAACAGUAUCCUUCAAAAAUACAAUUAUUAUCAUGACAAGCAACGUGGGAUCCCAUAUCAUAGAAAAGGCGGUACGUGGCAUACAUACAUUCGGCUUUAACAUAGAAGAUGUGUUAAAUGAUAAACAGACAGACUAUGAAAAAGCAAAGAAACAAGUAUGCGAUGAACUAAAGUCAACAUUCAAACCAGAGCUAAUAGACAGAAUUGAUGAUGUUAUCCUGUUUAGGCCACUGAACGAGCAGCAGAUGAAGCAAAUUGCAAAACUGAUGAUAGAAGCUACAUUAAAAAGAGCAAAAGAUGCAGGAAUCGAUGUAGUAGUUGAUGAUUCUUUCAUUGAUCAUAUAAUGAAACUACCAAGAGAUGCAACAGGAGGAGCACGCCCUAUAAGACGUUUAAUUACCACACAUUUGGAUGAUCAACUGGCAGAUUUCGUAAUUUCUAAGGAUUAUAUCCCUGGAAUAAAAUAUAGGAUAACGGUCGACAGCAACGCCCAAAUUAAAAUAAAGUCUGAUAAAAAGACGUCGCCGAGGAAACAAGGUAAGCAAGUUCAUUCUUUAUCACCUCUGAUUUCUUUACACACCACUGAGGCUGAAUUGCAGCCAUUAGUUCCUGCACUUAAUGAAGUAGAUAUCUAAUAUUUUAUUAAUCAC